Molecule: messenger RNA, 831 nt
Organism: Penicillium longicatenatum
Lineage: Eukaryota; Fungi; Ascomycota; Eurotiomycetes; Eurotiales; Aspergillaceae
Product: putative short-chain dehydrogenase/reductase
Exons: 3
Coding region: 1-831 (276 amino acids)
Molecular function (GO): oxidoreductase activity, acting on the CH-OH group of donors, NAD or NADP as acceptor
Source: RefSeq, a predicted model, not a curated record
AUGGCAUUCGCGCGUCGCCUUGCCAUUCUACCCGGCGGCCUAGGUGGCCUUGGAUCAAGCAUCGGCCAAAAGCUAAGGCAGCAAGGUGCCCGCCUUGCAAUCCUAUACGCGCCUUUUGAGGCUGCUCGUCGCGACCAGCUCCUCGAAACAGGAUAUGGAAGCAGCACGGACUUCGAUGACAUCCGCACAUACGAGUGCGACAUCACGUCUCCCGAAUCCGUGCAGUCUGCGUUUGACGCACUAGAGAAAGAUACAGUGUCACCAAACACCGCAUCUCAAACCGAGAGAGCCUUCCCCAGCAUUCUGAUUAACACGGCUGGAUAUGUCUCUCUCAGCGAUAUGGAGAUCACGCCACCCGAAGAGACCAUGAAACAUUUAAGCACCAAUAUCUUCGGUCCGAUGCUUUGUUCGCAGGCUUUUGCCCGUUUGUAUUUCGCUGCAUCGAAGGCAGCGGAAUCUUCGACUACUCCCCCGCCGCCGGGUCGGAUCGUCAGUAUUUCGUCGCAGGCUGCACAUGCUGCUUUGCACCAACACGGUGCGUACUGUGCUUCGAAGGCUGGUUUGCUUGGCUUGACACGGAGUAUGGCUUCUGAGUGGGGACCUCGCGGGAUUACUUCUAACAGUGUGUCUCCGACCGUGGCUUGGACGGCUCUUGGACAGAAGGCUUGGGGCGAAACGUCUGUGAGGGAGGCAUUUUUGAAGAACAUUCCGACCGGCAAGUUUGCGUUGCCUGAAGAAGUUGCGGAUUCAGUUAUUUUUCUUUGUCAGGAUUCUAGUGGUAUGAUCAAUGGUGCCGAUAUUCGGGUUGAUGGUGGAUUCACGAUUCGGUAA